Lasiodiplodia theobromae is the source of this 1782-nucleotide messenger RNA. RefSeq lists its product as uncharacterized. Lineage: Eukaryota; Fungi; Ascomycota; Dothideomycetes; Botryosphaeriales; Botryosphaeriaceae. Gene Ontology annotation, biological process: positive regulation of transcription by RNA polymerase II. The record is from RefSeq and is a predicted model, not a curated record. Gene Ontology annotation, cellular component: nucleus. The coding region runs from base 1 to 1782 and encodes 593 amino acids. Gene Ontology annotation, molecular function: zinc ion binding; transcription cis-regulatory region binding; DNA-binding transcription factor activity, RNA polymerase II-specific. The transcript has 3 exons.
AUGCGCAGCACCAAAGCCACCGGCUGCUGGACCUGCCGCCUACGCCGCGUCAGCUGCGACAAGGCCGCGCCCGCCUGCGCCGCCUGCACCAGCCGCCACAUCAAGUGCCACGGCUACGGCCCGCAAAAGCCGGACUGGAUGGACGGCGGGCGCAGGGAACAAGAAGUGCACCAGCGCAUCAAGUCCGCCGUCAAGAUCCAUACGCGCUCCCGGAAGCUGCAGCUAUACGCCCUGGCGCGGAGCCAGCAGCAGCAGGCGGCUCAGAAAACGAGAAGUCAGUCGCCGCUUCCUACUAGUUCUGGGUCGGACGGGUCUGUUGUUGUGAGAAGGGGGGAUGGACCGCUGUUGUCGUCGUCGCCGCUGGCUAUCGCGUCGCCGGCUGCGGUGGUUGAAGGGAGCCCCGAUACGGCGAGCAGUUGUGGUAGCGAGCAGCAGCAGCGCCCAGGCCGGGUAGAGCGAGGAAGCGAAAGCGCGACGCCGGAUCUUGGGAGGGCGGAGACGCCGUAUCAUUCCCUUCCGUCGUCGGCGCACGGCGAGCAUUCGCAUUCGCACUGGCCGCUCAGCCAUCGGACUGCUGCUGCCACAGCGUUCUCCCGCGGAGCGCUGCCGUACGACGAGGCGGAGCUGCUGAUGUAUUACCUCGACCACGUUUUCCCGAUGCAGUAUCCGUACCAUUCGGCCCGGACGAAGAGCCGCGGGUGGCUGCUGUGGUUGCUGAGUAAGAACGGUCCGUUGUAUCGGGCGUCGCUUAGCUUGGCGGCGCUGCAUCAGCGGUUGGUGUCGGUUGGUGGGGAGGGGGAGGAGGAUGUGCCGUUUGAGUACCAUAAUAGCACUUUGAGGGAGCUGCAGGAUUUCAUUGGGGCUGCUACGAUGGACGGGCUGCCGAGUGGGGAUGAAUUGUGUGCGGAGAUUGUGGCGUGUGGGGCGGCGCUGGUUAGCUUUGAGGUCUUCACGGGAGGAACGGAGAACUGGCAGCCCCAUCUACAAUCAACAGUUUCUAUCCUCAAAACCAUCGACCCCUCUCGCCUCACAGCCAAUCCGUCCCAGAGGUCACACGGCGUAGACGCUGCUCUCGCCUUCCAUGCCCCUGUUUUGCUUUGGAUGGAUAUCCUGUCCUGUAUUGCUACGUGCCAAAAGCCACAACUCCCUUACGAUCAUUGGUUGUCGAGUAGUCAUGACAUCGACCUCGCCCAGAUCAUGGGCUGUCAGAAUUGGGCUAUGAAGGCCAUUGGAGACUUGGCCACGCUGCAGGAGUGGAAAAUGGAGAGUCUUACCUCAGGGACCUUCCGUGUUGAGGAGUUUACUACAAAGGCGCAAUGGAUUGAAGACGAACUGGAGAACGGGAUCGAAGCUUUACAGCUUACAAAAGAGGUUUCCUCGGAGAGAGCUGAAGACAAGGCCGUCACGCUGGUGUUCGCCAGCGCUGCAUUGGUCCAGCUGUACACAAUCGGCGUCGAUGUGCUGCACCCUCAACCAUCGAAACGGCGAAGAGUCGUUGCUCGAGUGAUGCAACAAAUCCAAAGAGCAUCCGGGGUCGUCUCUGUCCGGCAAAUCGUCUGGCCGAUCUGUAUUGCCGGUUGUGUGGCAGAGCCGCACCAGCAGCCCUUCUUCGAAGAAAGCGUCGCAGACGUGUUGCAGAAGCCCGAGGGUACGAUCGGGAACUGCCCAGCAGCGCUGACAAUCAUGCUAAACUGCUGGGACUACCGGACACGUGAACCAGAGGUCCAUUGGGAUUGCAGCAAGACUUUGGCUCGAAUGAAUAUGUCCGCUCUUCUUAUUUAA